CUUCCGUCAUUGCACGUCUUUGAGCACCAUCGAUUUGUACCAUGGGUGCGACUGUUUUUGCCGGCUAUAUGCUCAGUGACGCAGACGCCCGAGCCUGGGCGGAAAAGCACGGCUGGCAUGUAUCGGAGAACAGUAGCGUUGGCCGCUGCAUACGGCGCCAUUGGGAGGAGCUCCACACAGAUGCGUCCGGCGACGUAAUGUCAACGGAUUGGCCCAAAGCCAAGAAAAAGCGGGUUCUGGACGAGCACGGAGAAGUAGUGCGCCACCAAAUCGUCAGACAGGGCAAUCCCAUCGUGUUGGUCGUGCGCGCAAAACGCUACGACCCGAAGGCAACCGCUUCCACCUGUAUUUGGAUCGAGGAAAGGGACUCUGAUCGCGAAUUAAAGGCCAUCCUAGAGGGAGCGCAUGGGAUUGAGUGGAAAUGGGUCAUGGUUCCUGACCCGUUCAUGCUGCUCCCGUUUGAUUUCGUUGAAGACGUUCCAGAGGAUUACUACAGACGCGGGUCCGAGCGAGUAUUGGUUAACGUCGAGUAAACUGGGGACGCGGAUAUCUGUCGCCUGAUGCAUCUAUGCUUACUUCUACGCAAACG
This is a messenger RNA of Punctularia strigosozonata HHB-11173 SS5, 589 nucleotides long. RefSeq lists its product as uncharacterized. The record is from RefSeq and is a predicted model, not a curated record. The coding region runs from base 42 to 533 and encodes 163 amino acids. Lineage: Eukaryota; Fungi; Basidiomycota; Agaricomycetes; Corticiales; Punctulariaceae. The transcript has 2 exons.